Recurvomyces mirabilis is the source of this 4143-nucleotide messenger RNA. Its product is annotated as drs2 neo1 protein. Gene Ontology annotation, molecular function: ATPase-coupled intramembrane lipid carrier activity; magnesium ion binding; ATP hydrolysis activity. The record is from RefSeq and is a predicted model, not a curated record. Gene Ontology annotation, biological process: phospholipid translocation; endocytic recycling; post-Golgi vesicle-mediated transport. Gene Ontology annotation, cellular component: plasma membrane. Bases 1 to 4143 code for a protein of 1380 amino acids. The transcript has a single exon. Lineage: Eukaryota; Fungi; Ascomycota; Dothideomycetes; Mycosphaerellales; Teratosphaeriaceae.
AUGGGCCUGGUUGACAGUAAUGCGAGCUUCGGGAAAGCAGCAAUACGGCCAAAGGACAAGGCAGCAGGGAUUGGAAGAGAUGAUGAGAUAGAGAGCUGGUUCCAGCGGCGCGUUAAGCAGCCAUUCGAUACGAUAUAUCAACAAUAUUUCGUGGCACUCGUACUGCGUCAGAGGCCACUGCCGCCCUCGAAAGAUGGACGACAUAUUCCUCUGAAUCUACUGUACCAAUCUGACCUGAUAGAUGAACGGCGAGGUCAUGGCUAUCUCAAUAACAGCAUUCGCUCUUCGCGCUACACCGUCUGGGACUUCCUACCUAAGCAGCUUGCCUUUCAGGCUACUCGGCUACACAACUUUUACUUCAUCUGUAUUGGCGUGCCUCAGACGAUUCCAGGCCUGAGUACUACUGGAAACUACACCACUAUCCUGCCAUUGACAUUCUUCAUCCUCUUGACAGUCGUGAAGGAAGCCUAUGAUGAUUAUUGCAGACAUCGUAUGGACAAGGUGGAGAAUAGACAGCUUGCUACAGUUUUGAGGGCCAAGAGCGUUCGUGAGCAUAACGAGUCAUGCGGCACAAAGCUGGGCAAGUGGAAGUCUUGGGGUGACAGUAUACCACGGCUUGGCAAGGUUUCACGGCAAACGACCGAUGAACCUGUGGAGAAGGAGUACGAUGUGGACGAUGAUCUUGAGUGGGCAAAGAUCCAAUGGCACGGCAUAAAGGUUGGCGAUGUGGUGAAGCUACGCCGCGACGAGGCUAUUCCUGCAGACAUUGCAUUGUUAUACGCCGACGGUGAAAGUGGUGUCGCCUACAUCGAAACCAUGGCUCUGGACGGCGAGACGAACCUCAAGAGCAAGCAAUCGCCUCACGUCCUGCAAAGCAAUUGCGCCACGAUAGCCGGUAUCCGUUCUCUAUCAGCCGCCUUCGUGAGUGAGGAUCCAAAUCGUGACCUCUACGACUUCCAGGGUCGCGUCACAGCCGAGGACGCCAGUCUGCCGUUGGGUCUGAACGAGAUCGUCUUCCGCGGAUCAGUGCUACGCAACACAAAACAUGCCAUCGGACUUGUACUGAACAGUGGCGAGGAGUGCAAGAUCCGCAUGAAUGCCAAUCACCACCCAAAAGCCAAGAAGCCACGCCUUGAGCGCUACGCCAAUCAGGUCGUUCUUACACUCAUCAUCUACGUCGUUCUACUUUCUGUUGGUGUCAGCAUGGGCUACUUGAUGUGGCAUCAGAACUUCGAAAUCAAUGCCUGGUACCUUAACAAUGCAUAUGUCAGCUUUGCUGAGAUCAUUGUUGGUUUCCUGAUUAUGUUCAACAACGUGAUCCCUCUCGCUCUUUACGUGAGUUUGGAGAUCGUGAAGAUUGGCCAGAUGCUUAUGAUUCAGAACGAUGUGGAGAUGUACGAUUCCGCGAGCAACAGGCGGACGGUGUGUAAUACUAACACGAUCCUCGAAAAUCUUGGCCAAGUCAGCUAUAUACUGAGUGAUAAGACCGGGACGUUGACGGAGAAUGUGAUGAACUUUCGUGGACUGAGCAUUGGCGGCAUAGCUUUCACGCAUAGUCUCAAAUCGAAAGGACGAGCCAGCAGUGUUGGUCGACCAAGUAUGGCAUCUCACAGCACUGAGCAAAGGGCUGUAGAUGGUGCGCAAAGGCCGAGCCUGGGCAAGGUCAGCUUCACGGUCGACACGUACGAGAUGGAGCCGCUUGAAGCCGGACCAAGCAACAGCCGGCCAAGCCUACAGCAUAGGCAAUCUUCGAGCGCAAUGUCACGAACUUCAAGACAGUCGCGCAAUGACUCUUUCAGUACCCACGAGCUGCUCGACUACAUUCGCGAUCACCCUUCUGCACCAUUGUCUCAGAAGGCACGAAGCUUCCUUCUGGCAAUGGCGCUCUGCCACACGGCACUACCAGAGACUGUCGCCGAUGGCUCCACGACAUUCCAGGCCUCUUCUCCCGAUGAGCUAGCACUUCUGCAGGCCGCGCAGGAACUUGGCUAUUUGCUCAUACAGCGGUCGUCACAGAUUAUCACACUGUCGAAGACCAACGCAAAUGGUCUCGCCGAACGCGAAUCAUACGAGAUUCUCGAUGUCGUUGAGUUCAGCAGCAAGCGAAAGCGCAUGUCUAUCGUGGUCCAAUGUCCAGACGGGCGUAUCUGGCUUUUAUGCAAAGGCGCAGACAGCAUGAUCGUGCCUCGUCUGAGAAAUGCCGCGCUUGCCAGUCGCAAAAGCCACGAAGUGCGGCGUAGUAUCCAGGACGAGCGCGAGCACGUCAGACGAAGUGAGCAGAUGGAGCCGAGAAACAGCUUCGGUGCGAGGCCGAGCAUGACUUUGAGGCGCAGGAGCUCGAUUGACAUUCGACCGGUAGCGCAAGCGAUCGGCAAGAAGAGUUUCAAUCUUGAGGUGCCGAAAGGCGGUCAUCAAGUCAGGGUACAAACGAAGUCACUUGAUGUCCCUCGCUCAUCGAGCCACGACAUGAAUGCUUUGAGUAGUCCGGAUGUAAUUGACGAUGCCACAGUUCUCACUCGCUGCUUUAAACACCUAGACGACUUCGCCACACAGGGCCUACGCACUCUGCUGUUUGCCGACAAGACCAUUCCCGCAGAAGAGUACGCUGGCUGGAAGAAGCUGUACCAGGACGCAAGCACAUCACUAAGCAACCGCCAGGAACGUAUCGAAGCCGCAGCAAAAACGAUCGAGCAAGGCCUUGAGCUUCUCGGCGCUUCUGCCAUCGAAGACAAGCUUCAAGAAGGUGUACCAGAAACCAUAGACAAGCUCCGUCGCGCCAAUAUCAAGAUCUGGAUGCUCACCGGCGACAAGCGCGAGACUGCCAUCAACAUCGCUCACUCUGCUCAAAUAUGCAAGCCGGAGUCUGAAAUGUUCAUCAUAGACAGCCACAAAGGCAACCUAGAGAAUCAACUCAACGAAGCAACGAUGGACAUCCGCUCCGGCUGUCUCCAUAGCGUCCUUGUCAUUGAUGGCCACACUCUCAGCGAAGUUGAUGUCGAUCCAACACUAAAGCACACCUUCUACGCACUCAUACCUCUAGUGUCCUCUGUCAUUUGCUGCCGAGCCAGUCCUGCCCAGAAAGCAGGAAUAGUCAGAGCAAUUCGGCAUCGCAUCCCGACCGCUCUUACGCUAGCUAUUGGUGAUGGCGCGAACGAUAUUGCCAUGAUACAGGCCUCUCAUGUCGGCUUUGGCAUAAGCGGGAAAGAAGGACUCCAAGCUGCUCGUGUAGCAGACUAUAGCAUCUCCCAGUUUCGCUUCCUUCAGCGUCUGUUACUUGUACAUGGCAGAUGGAACUAUACCCGUACGGCGAAGUUCAUCCUUUGGACCUUCUGGAAGGAGAUGUUCUUCUACAUGAUGCAGGCUCUGUAUACCCGGCCAGCUGGCUAUACAGGGACGAGUCUGUACGAGAAUUGGAGUUUGACAGUUCUGAACACUCUGUUCACCUCGCUUUGCACGAUCGUGCCUGGUAUCUUUGAGCAGGAUCUCAAGGCUGAGACAUUGCUCGCUGUACCUGAGCUUUACGUCCUUGGACAAAGGAACAAAACUCUCAAUAUGCCGGACUAUGUGCUCUGGGUGCUACUUGCUACUAGUCAAGGUAUGAUCGUGUGGUUCGUGGCGUGGGCGGGUUUCGGCAAGGGUGCACAGAUGAGCGAUAACGGACUCUUUGCGCUUGGUGACUUGUGCUUCACUUUGGGAAUCUGCUGGACCAACCUCAAGCUUCUGAUCCUGGAGACGCACUACAAGACGCGGAUCGUGGCGGUCUCAUUCACCAUCACAGUAGGAGGAUGGUUCGCGUGGAACAGUUUCAUGUCUGCUGUCUACUCCGAUAAUAUCUCGCCAUACGACGUCAAAGGUGGCUUCUCAUCGACUUUCGGUAACGAUCCGGCCUGGUGGGCUACACUCGUCAUUGCGUUGGCGAUCUUGACGAUCAUGGAGAUGGGAUACAGGAGUCUGAGGCAGUAUCUGCUUGUUAGUGGGUAUUGGCCUUUGUGGAAGGAAUUCAGAGGCGAGAGCGUGGACAGAGAUGUCAAUGCCGAGGAGCUGGAUGUCAGACUAUGGCAGGCUUUCGAGAGGCAAGGUUGUGUUGACCAGGGACUACGAAGAAGAUAUCGUGAUGAUGAGAAUGAUUUGGAUGAUGCAUGA